This is a messenger RNA of Nerophis lumbriciformis (worm pipefish), 4220 nucleotides long. RefSeq lists its product as uncharacterized. Gene Ontology annotation, cellular component: PcG protein complex; transcription regulator complex; chromatin. NCBI's taxonomy places the organism in Eukaryota, Metazoa, Chordata, Actinopteri, Syngnathiformes, Syngnathidae. Gene Ontology annotation, biological process: regulation of transcription by RNA polymerase II. Gene Ontology annotation, molecular function: DNA-binding transcription factor activity, RNA polymerase II-specific; RNA polymerase II cis-regulatory region sequence-specific DNA binding. The record is from RefSeq and is a predicted model, not a curated record.
GUCAUAAUAACUGUUUGUAUAUUAGUCUGAGCGCACUUCUCCAGCUAGCUUAGCUUGCUAGUUAGCUUAGCUUGUUAGCUGCUAACAAAGAGAGAUGAAAACACAUCGCUAAGCAGAGAUCAAGUGUGAGUGUAAAGUGUUGUGAUUGUGUGAAAAUGUGCGAAAGAACCAUAGCAGAGUACGAGGAGGAACUUUGUCCAACAAAAGAGGAGAAGGAGCGACAACAUGAAAAACAUCAAGUUGUGUUACACACAACAGACAUCCAUCAGCUGAUUGGACACCAAGAAGAAUGUCUCCCUCAUCUGCAGGGGGACAGUUUCACUUCAGAGGAUCCACAGCCCUCACAUUUGAAAGGGGACGAGAAGGAUCCGAAGCCCCCCUAUUUUAAAGAGGAAGAGGAGGGAGAGUGUCCUGUAGGGCAGGAGGAGGAUGAUGUCAGCAAGUUUCCACUGACUGUUGUCUCUGUGAAGACUGAAGAGCAUGAAGACAAAGCACCUGAGUCCUCACAGCUUCAUCACAGUCCAAACGUUCAACAUUCCCUUCACAUCAAAGAGGAAGAGGAUAAUCCACAGCCCACCCACAUGAAAGAGGAAGAAGAGGAUCCACACAUGAAAGAGGAAGAGGAGGGAGAGUGUGUUGAAAGGCAGGAGGAGGAUGAUGUCAGCAAGUUUCCACUGACUGUUGUCUCUGUGAAGACUGAAGAGCAUGAAGACAAAGCACCUGAGUCCUCACAGCUUCAUCACAGUCCAAACGUCCAGCGGGUGUCAGCGGGGAGUCAUGAAGAGGAGUGGCACACCAGUGUGGGACAGAAGGAGCUACAGGCCCCCUCCCACAUUAAAGAGGAGCAGCUUCAUGAUGAAGAUGAAGCUCGGUCCUUACAGCUUCAUCACAGUCAAAGUGAGGAGAACAGAGGGGCGGAGCUUGUAAGUCAACACAUCACAGAAGCUGAUGGAGAGCAUUGUGAAGAUAUCAAGUCAGAACCAGACAGCAUCUUUGCUCCACUGUCAGACAUGGACCACAUGAUGUCACACUCUUCUGAUCACAGUGACCACAUCCAAAGACCUUUGGAGAGUAAAAAUGACUCUAAAGGUGAUACGAGACAUCACACUAACAACAAACACUUUGACUGCUCUGAAUGUGGGAAAUCAUUUAGACUGAAGACUAAUUGUACAGUACACAUGAGAACACAUACUGGAGAGAAACCUUUUACUUGCUCUGUUUGUAAGAAGAGUUUCUCCACAAAGCAAAGCAUGACCACACACAUGAGAACACACACUGGAGAGAAACCUUUUCCUUGCUCAGCUUGUGUUAAAAGAUUCAACAAAAAGAAUGACAUGAUAUUACACAUGAGAACACACACAGGUGAGAAACCUUUUACUUGCUCUGUUUGUAAGAAGAGUUUCUCCAGAAAGGAAUGCAUGACCACACACAUGAGAACACACACUGGAGAGAAACCUUUUACUUGCGCUGUUUGUAAGAAGAGUUUCUCCAGAAAAGAUUUCAUGACCACACACAUGAGAACACACACUAGAGAGAAACCUUUUACUUGCUCUGUUUGUAAGAAGAGUUUCUCCAGAAAGGAAUGCAUGACCACACACAUGAGAACACACACUGGAGAGAAACCUUUUACUUGCGCUGUUUGUAAGAAGAGUUUCUCCAGAAAAGAUUUCAUGACCACACACAUGAGAACACACACUAGAGAGAAACCUUUUACUUGCUCUGUUUGUAAGAAGACUUUCUCCAGAAAGGGUGACAUGACCAUACACAUGAGAACACACACUGGAGAGAAACCUUUUGCUUGCUCAGCUUUUGCUAAAAGAUUCAACACUAAGAAGAAAAUUAUAUUACACAUGAGAACACACACUGGAUGGAGUUUACGAGGCUGCGGAGAUAAACUUUUCAGCCUCUGCUGGAUUGUCAAAAAAGUGUUGUUGGGAGCCUUUGGAGAGUUUGAUAGUUGCUGGAUAAAUGAGAAAGGCUUCAAAGCCAGCUUUCCGAGCGCUGUACAUAGUGGAGUAGCAGGGUCGUCUCAGCUUGGCCGUCGCGUCACUGUAGUCCGGGGCAAAGCGAACGGAGUUACCGGAGAGCUGAAGAGGAACUUUCCGAGCCUCCUUCAGGAUGCGGUCCCUAUCCGUGUACCUCAGACACUUCACAAUAAUCGCCCUGGGACGGGGAGAUUGUCGCGGGGGGCCGAUGCGAUGAGCCCGCAUGAGCUCCGGAGGAUUUGCAGCCAAGGCGGGGAACCACUUGGGGAUGUUGGCGGACAGAGAUCAAGUGUGAGUGUAAAGUGUUGUGAUUGUGUGAAAAUGUGCGAAAGAACCAUAGCAGAGUACGAGGAGGAACUUUGUCCAACAAAAGAGGAGAAGGAGCGACAACAUGAAAAACAUCAAGUUGUGUUACACACAACAGACAUCCAUCAGCUGAUUGUACACCGAGAAGAAUGUCUCCCUCAUCUACAGGGGGACAGUUUCACUUUAGAGGAUCCACAGCCCUCACAUUUUAAAGGGGACAAGGAAGAUCCACAGCCCCCUUAUUUUAAAGAGGAAGAGGAGGGAGAGUGUGUUGUAGGGCAGGAGGAGGAUGAUGUCAGCAAGUUUCCACUGAUUGUUGUCUCUGUGAAGACUGAAGAGCAUGAAGACAAAGCACCUGAGUCCUCACAGCUUCAUCACAGUCCAAACGUCCAGCGGGUGUCAGCGGGGAGUCAUGAAGAGGAGUGGCACACCAGUGUGGGACAGAAGGAGCUACAGGCCCCCUCCCACAUUAAAGAGGAGCAGCUUCAUGAUGAAGAUGAAGCUCAGUCCUUCCAGCUUCAUCACAGUCAAAGUGAGGAGAACAGAGGGGCGGAGCUUGUAAGUCAACACAUCACAGAAGCUGAUGGAGAGCAUUGUGAAGAUAUCAAGUCAGAACCAGACAGCAUCUUUGCUCCACUGUCAGACAUGGACCACAUGAUGUCACACUCUUCUGAUCACAGUGACCACAUCCAAAAACCUUUGGAGAGUAAAAAUGACUCUAAAGGUGAUACGAGACAUCACACUAACAACAAACACUUUGACUGCUCUGAAUGUGGGAAAUCAUUUAGACUGAAGAGUGAUUGUACAAGACACAUGAGAACACACACUGGAGAGAAACCUUUUACUUGCUCUGUUUGUAAGAAGAGUUUCUCCAGAAAGGGUGUCAUGACCAGACACAUGAGGAGGACACACACUGGAGAGAAACCUUUUACCUGCUCAGCUUGUGCUAAAAGAUUCAACACUAAGUAUGCAAUGACCACACACAUGAGAACACACACAGGUGAGAAACCUUUUACUUGCUUUGUUUGUAAGAAGAGUUUCUCCAAAAAGGAACACAUGACCACACAUAUGAGAACACACACUGGAGAGAAACCUUUUGCUUGCUCAGCUUGUGCUAAAAGAUUCAUCACGAAGAAGGAAAUUAUAUUGCACAUGAGAACACACACACGUGAGAAACCUUUUACUUGCUCUGUUUGUAAGAAGAGUUUCUCCAGAAAGGGUGACAUGACCACACACAUGAGAACACACACUGGAGAGAAACCUUUUGCUUGCUCAGCUUGUGCUAAAAGAUUUAACACUAACAAUGACAAGAUAGUACACAUGAGAACACACACAGGUGAGAAACCGUUUACUUGCCCUGUUUGUAAGAAGAGUUUCUCCAGAAAGGAAUGCAUGACCACACACAUGAAAACACACACUGGAGAGAAACGUUUUGCUUGCUCAGCUUGUGCUAAACGAUUCAACACCAAGUAUGACAUGAUAUUACACAUGAGAACACACACAGGUGAGAAACCUUUUACUUGCUCUGUUUGUAAGAAGAGUUUCUCCAGAAAGCAAAACAUGACCACACACAUGAGAACACACACUGGAAAGAAACCGUUUAGUUGCACUGUGUGUGAUAAAAGGUUCAGGUAUAAGUAUCAGGCCAGUAAACACAAGUGUGUAACAGUCAUGGAAGCUGCAGGGAUUUAAAAACACUUAAACAGCUGUAACAAACGCACCCAUGUUCUCCUGGUGUCUCUGCCACUACGCAAUUUAAGGAGUCACGGGUGGGACCUGAUAUUCAGCUGGAAAUAAUUAAUACAGUAAAUAAACACAAGACAUGUAUAACUAUUAGCCACAACACAACCAGGCUUAUAUUUAAUAUGCCACAAAUUAAUCCCGCAUAACAAACACCUCCCCCCUCCCGUCCAUAUAACCCGCCAAUAC